Messenger RNA from Mesitornis unicolor (brown roatelo), 1605 nucleotides. RefSeq names its product SRC proto-oncogene, non-receptor tyrosine kinase (gene SRC). Gene Ontology annotation, cellular component: extrinsic component of cytoplasmic side of plasma membrane. The record is from RefSeq and is a predicted model, not a curated record. The transcript is spliced from 11 exons. The coding region runs from base 4 to 1605 and encodes 533 amino acids. Gene Ontology annotation, biological process: cell adhesion; protein phosphorylation; progesterone receptor signaling pathway. Gene Ontology annotation, molecular function: growth factor receptor binding; non-membrane spanning protein tyrosine kinase activity; ATP binding. Lineage: Eukaryota; Metazoa; Chordata; Aves; Mesitornithiformes; Mesitornithidae.
ACCAUGGGGAGCAGCAAGAGCAAGCCCAAAGACCCCAGCCAGCGCCGGCGCAGCCUGGAGCCCACCGAAAAUGCCCACCACGGGGGAUACCCAGCCUCACAGACCCCCAGCAAGGCAGCUGCCCCCGACGCCCAUCGCACCCCCAGCCGCUCCUUCGGGUCCACAGCCGCAGAGUCCAAGCUCUUUGGAGGGUUCAACACCUCUGACACGGUCACCUCGCCGCAGCGUGCUGGGGCUCUGGCUGGUGGAGUUACCACCUUUGUGGCCCUCUAUGACUAUGAGUCCCGGACCGAAACAGACUUGUCCUUCAAGAAAGGAGAGCGUCUGCAAAUCGUCAACAACACGGAAGGUGACUGGUGGCUGGCUCAUUCCCUCACUACAGGACAGACGGGCUACAUCCCCAGUAACUAUGUCGCGCCCUCAGACUCCAUCCAGGCUGAAGAGUGGUAUUUUGGGAAGAUCACUCGCAGGGAGUCUGAGCGGUUGCUGCUCAACCCCGAAAACCCCCGAGGGACCUUCCUGGUCCGGGAGAGUGAAACCACGAAAGGUGCGUACUGCCUCUCCGUCUCUGACUUCGACAACGCCAAGGGGCUAAACGUGAAGCACUACAAGAUCCGCAAGCGGGACAGUGGCGGCUUCUACAUCACCUCCCGCACCCAAUUCAACAGCCUGCAGCAGCUGGUGGCCUAUUACUCCAAACAUGCCGAUGGCUUGUGCCACCGUCUCACCAACGUUUGCCCCACGUCCAAGCCCCAGACCCAAGGCCUUGCCAAGGAUGCCUGGGAGAUACCCCGGGAAUCGCUGCGGCUGGAGGUCAAGCUGGGACAGGGCUGCUUCGGCGAGGUGUGGAUGGGAACCUGGAACGGCACCACCCGGGUGGCGAUCAAGACACUGAAGCCUGGCACCAUGUCCCCGGAGGCCUUCCUGCAGGAAGCCCAGGUCAUGAAGAAGCUCCGACAUGAGAAGCUGGUUCAGCUCUACGCUGUGGUUUCGGAGGAGCCCAUUUAUAUCGUCACUGAGUACAUGAGCAAAGGGAGCCUCCUAGACUUCCUGAAGGGCGAGAUGGGCAAGUACCUGCGGCUGCCCCAGCUGGUGGAUAUGGCGGCUCAGAUCGCAUCUGGCAUGGCCUACGUGGAGAGGAUGAACUACGUCCACCGAGACCUCCGGGCAGCCAACAUCCUCGUGGGGGAGAACCUGGUGUGCAAAGUGGCUGAUUUUGGCUUGGCACGCCUCAUCGAGGACAAUGAGUACACCGCGCGGCAAGGCGCAAAGUUCCCCAUCAAGUGGACGGCCCCCGAAGCUGCUCUGUAUGGCAGGUUUACCAUCAAGUCGGACGUCUGGUCCUUCGGCAUCCUCUUGACCGAGCUGACCACCAAGGGCCGAGUGCCGUACCCAGGGAUGGUGAACCGGGAGGUGCUGGACCAGGUGGAGCGGGGGUACCGCAUGCCCUGCCCGCCUGAGUGCCCCGAGUCCCUGCACGACCUCAUGUGCCAGUGCUGGCGGAAGGACCCAGAGGAGCGACCCACAUUCGAGUACCUGCAGGCUUUCCUGGAGGACUACUUCACCUCAACAGAGCCCCAGUACCAGCCCGGCGAGAACCUAUAG